AUGGCUCAUACUAUUCGAAAAAAUGUAUUCCAGCACAUGAAGACGCCUACACCGUCGGCAUACGAAGUUCCAUCGUCACCAAAUAUCCAUAAUCUAUCGCAUCUAUCUAAUGUCCCCCAAAACCAGUCUGAUCUGUCGGAACUGGCUGCUCCCGAAGUGAAAGUUGAUCCAUUACCACAUCCUCCUGAGCCUCAAAAGCAAUCGAUCCCAUUGCCACAAGUAUCAAUAAAUCAACAACGACAACACCCACAGCCACUGCAACUGCAACUGCAACUGCAACUGCAACUGCUGCAGCAGAGAACUAUGUCAGACGAAGAACAGCAGUUGGCUACUAAACUCAAAGAAACAUACAAAAACAUUGUCAACUAUGAAGAAGUUGUUCAAAAAAAUUGCAUAGAAAUUACAUUGAAAAUAAAUCAAAUAACUACAAACUCCAAUCCCAGUUUGGUUUAUGGAUCGCAAAUUGUUAACCAGAAUAUAGCCAGUUCACUUAACUCAAACUCAUCUUUAGCAUCUAGUUCAACUCGGACCUCGGAACUACUGAAUGAUUUAUGGACAGUAUACCAUCACAAUAUUACUUUAUUGGAUAAUUACUAUGAUUUUUUGGUAACUUCCCUAAAACCAUCGUCUAAUCAAACACAAUUCAAAACAGGUAAAAAUAUAGUGGAAUUGUACAAAAUACCAAGAAGAAUGUGGGUCUAUGGAAUAGUUGGGUUCCUUGAAGUUUUGAAAAAUAUAAUGGGUAUUUUUCAAGAUCAUGAAAUAUGCUCUUGCUUUAUAUCCCAUUGCUUUAGUAUCAUUUCUAAUUUAACUGACCCCAUUUUGGAAAUGGAAGGAUGGUGGGCUGAAAAAUUGGGAGAUUUGUCUCGAAUGGCUAUUGCAUUAUAUGCAUCUAAGUUUAUUGAUUGGAAAAUUAGUGCCGAAUAUUGGUAUUCAGUGGCUAUGCGGACACUUUAUGGACACGGAAAGAUUUAUUACCACAUGUGUACUGUACAACAAGAUAAUUUGGAUGCACUUGUCAACAUUGGUAAAUCAGUCACUUGUCGAGACCCGUUUGUGCCCACACAACAUUACUUGAGAUUGGUAGUAGAAAACAUCUGUACCCAACGAAAUAUCUUAUCACUAUUAGAGUUGCCAAUAAUAGAUUUUAUAAAAAUUCACAAAGUUUUAUUAAGCAUUUACAAUGGACGAAACAGCGAAGGAUCAUCGGCAGAAAAUAUUCACGAUUCACAAUUGCAAUAUGGUAUUGAUUUGGUUACUCGGUACGGACUCACUUUUGGUUCUGAUUCUAGUGGUUAUAAUUUUUUUACUAGGGAGAUGUAUCCAACAACAAUAGCAACAACAGGAACAACAGCGGCAACAACAACAACAGCAGCGGCAGCAGCGGCAACAACGGCAACAACAGGAGGUAUUAACAUGUCUCCUGAAAGUGCUAAUCCAUAUUACCAAAAAUUGCCUCAAAACUAUGUACAUGCAUCGCUAGGAGGAUCUCCUUCAAUGGUGCUGCAACACCCAAGUGCUACAAAUACAUUGGAAAAGAUGAAUUUUUGGUUUAAUAAGGGAUCCCUUUUUGCUAUUUCAAAUAUUAAUCACUUGAUUGGUUUUGGUGAUGCAAAGAAUCCAUUUGCAAAAUUAUUUGAGUUACCCGAAGCAUUAAAAGAAAGAAAGGAUAAAAAGGACAGAAAGAGGAAAACAAGAAGUGUUUCACAAACGGAGGAAAUAAUCUUAUCUAAUAUGGGGACAAAUAGCGGCAUCGAUGGACAAUCAGUGCUUGCAGCUCAUUUACACAAUUAUGACUGGUUUUAUAGUUUACAAUUUAUAAACAAGUCAGUAUUGGAAUUGUCAAUGAGGAUUUUGAACCAUUAUUUGGUGGGACCUAAACAAGCAUCAACUGGACAUGUUAUUGUUUGGCUUUAUUUUUUAAUAAGCGUUGGUGAAGCAACAAAGAAAUACGUUGUUUCUCAACAAAUGAUUCACUGGUUAUUCAAGACAUUGUUUCCUUGGGAAUCAUUAAUUAAUUACUUAAACUCAUUACUAGCAUUUGUCAAGAGUAAUCCUAAAUUAUGCGCAUUAUAUACUCAAUAUUUACAAUUGUCCUACAUUUCAUGGUUUUGUGAAAAUGAGUUUUUACCUGAGGUUUGGAAAUGCUGGGGUACAUUGUGGUUUGAUUUUAUUAAUGAAAAGGGGGACUAUACUGACUUGGAGGAAGCUGGAGUAAGAAAUAAUAAUUUAUUUGACUUGCCAACAUGUGGAACGUAUCCUAUUGUCAAUAUGCCCACCGAUAGUUGUGACGAGAGGUGCAAAAACAGGAUGGAAAAUGAAAAUGACGAAAGAAUAAUUAGAAUCAUUCUCUUGGCAAGGACAAUUGCUGAUGAGUAUGGAUUUGGAUUGGUGCGUACAAGUACAGAGUUUAAAUUUGACGAACAAGUAUAUUCUAAAACGAUGAAUGAUUCAUUUACAGAAGAGUUUUUAUCAGAUGUAAGGUUUUCACAAAAUAAUUUUAUUCAACCAAUAUCAGUGGAAAAUCUCACUAUGGAAACAAAUAGUGGUUUGACAUCUUUGCAAAAGGAUGAACUAUGGUUUGGUGGGUUGGAUAGUCAUUUAUAUGAAGAUGAGAAUCUUGAAUUGGAAGAUGACAUUAUCGACGACGACGACGAUGAUGUUGAGGAGGAGGAGGAGGAAGAAGAAGAAGAAGAGGAAGAGGAAAAUGAAAAUGAAAGUGGACAAGUUGGAAGAGGAGUUGGAGGAAACAAUGAGGCACACAUACAAUAUGAAGGAGACUACGAAGCACUGCAACCUUAUUCGCAACUCCCCCAUCGACAGCAAUAUCCAAGAAACACUAAUGGUGCUGAAGAAUUUUACAAUGAUAGCUUUAUUGGUACCCCAACGGACCCACUUUUCUUAAGUAACAUGAACAAUGACGAACUCGAGGGUAAUUUUGGAGACAAAAUAGACAGUAACAUCACACAUGUGACAUUGGACACAAAUAUAUGGUUAAAGCAUUGUGGAAGGAUUUAUAAAUGUGUCAAGAAUGGAGUAUUGAAAAUCACUAUUCCUUUAAUAGUUUUCCAAGAAUUAAGAGCAUUGAGGAAAUCAGCGGAGGCAACAAUUGCAGAUGCAGCAACUAGAUCGGUAAUUAUAAUUCGUAAACUAUACCUGACCAGAGAGAUCAUUCCUUUGAGCUUUGACGGGACAGUAGCCCUGGAUAUUAAUGAGACCCUUGAGUUCGAAAAUAACUCCAAUUGGAGGUCGAAUGUCGAUGAAACUAUACUUCAUGCUGUUAAUGAGUAUGACGAAUUAGGUAAAAGAACAAUGAAGGGGCUCAAUCUUAGACUUUCACCAUAUACUAGGAAUAGAGAUCACGCAACGCAUUUCGAUAAUGAGGAUUCUUACCAGCAACAACAUCAACAUCAGCAUCAGCUACUAUUAUUACAACAACAACAACAACAACAACAACAACAGCAGCAGCAGCAGCAACAACAGCAACAACAGUUUUAUCAGCAGCAACGUCAACAACAUCAAAACCAGCAUCAUCAGCAACAACAACAAUAUCAACAACAACAACUGCACCAACCACUUCCUCCUCAGAACCUCGCUUAUGUGCAGAUGUUAUCAAAGAAAGAUUCCAAAGAACCCCCGGUAUUAAACUCGCGGAUGGCCAAGUUAUUCAAAUAUUGUAUUUUGAUUACAGACGAUCGAAAUAUGAGACUAAGAGCAAAGACAAUUGGAUUAGCAUCAUUUCAAAGCAAAUGGUUAUUUAAUCAAUUAGAAGCAGUAUUUUCCGAUAGAUGUAUAGAUUGA
Lodderomyces oxycetoniae is the source of this 3801-nucleotide messenger RNA. RefSeq lists its product as uncharacterized. The record is from RefSeq and is a predicted model, not a curated record. The coding region runs from base 1 to 3801 and encodes 1266 amino acids. The transcript has a single exon. NCBI's taxonomy places the organism in Eukaryota, Fungi, Ascomycota, Pichiomycetes, Serinales, Debaryomycetaceae. Gene Ontology annotation, cellular component: telomerase holoenzyme complex. Gene Ontology annotation, biological process: nuclear-transcribed mRNA catabolic process, nonsense-mediated decay. Gene Ontology annotation, molecular function: telomerase RNA binding; telomeric repeat DNA binding; protein binding.